GAUGUGACCGCCGAGGGCUGCUUUGAUUAGACCUAAACAAGAAACCCAAUCGAUACCACCAGCCGAUUGACAUUGGUCAUUGUGAAUUCAGCUUUUGGAAUCACGGAAUUCACUGUUGCGUAUUCUGUUGGAAAGACUGAUGAAUAUUCCUGUAGCGCAUUACACAGGCGGUUUGAUUAUUGGAAGAAUAAGGUUGAAUCUGAGUGGCACCAUAGGUGUUGUAUCGCGCAUUAUACUACUGAGUGGAGAUACGAAAUUCAGUAACUGCAACGGUUCGCCAUCCAUAUUUCAUGUCUUUGACGCUCGUUAGCAUAAUUGGAGAACUCGGUCGCAAUAUAUUGGGGACGGAAUCCCAGCUCACGACUUCGAUUCACAAGUUAGGCGUGUGACGUAAACUGCCCGUGGCUUCCAUAGGUAUUGAUCUCGGCUGUAGUUGAGAACCUGACAGAAAUCAUAUGACGCUGUCCGCAGUGUGCUGGUACACAAUGAAGCGAGGACAGUAAGGCAGGAACGAGCUCCAGAAACCGUCUUGUUCUUAUCGAUCCAGUGGAAGUGUACGGCAGUAGGGAAAGUCUUCCUACAGAGGACGGCAGCAGAAGGUUGUGUUGCCUCUGCUGAACGUAUCGUUCAAGUGUCGUCUGCUCUUGUGAGAAAGCGCGGGAAAGUGUGAGUCACGCGCCAAGCAGCCGGGAACCGUCAUUAGAGUAGCAGACGACAAUGUAAAUGAUUCGUGAAAAGACAUUCCUAUGAUAUGGACACCCCAGUAAUACUGUUACAAGAUGGAGGUCUCAUUGGUACUGGGGAAUUUCGGAUCGAAUCCCAAGAUGGCGACCGGACCCUGGAAUGAGGAACCGCCGACGUUAAUACUGUCACAAUGACCAUCGCGACGUAAUGUCAUGUUUCACCGACACGGUUAAGCAAUCUCGAAGUCUAUGCAUGAUCCAGGGGUGUUAGUUUCGGCCAGAACUGAUUUACUCAUCACAUCGUACUGUUCUCUCUCUCUGUUGUGCCUUCUUCUCCUCUCAAGUCUAGUGCUAGUGAUCCGUGCUAUUCAGAUAGUAAUGGGCAACGAGGGGAGUGCUCACUCGUCUGAAUGCAGCACACCACUUUCUGAGUAUGCAUCUAUGUACUCGUAUUCCCUGGGGUCCCGUCCCCGGUCCUCUGUCCCCUCCACAAGGGCGCCUUCCCCGACGUUGCCGCCCGAGCCUGAUCUCAGCCACCUAAGUCCAGAGGAAGUUGCCAAGAUAAAGAGCGUGAUGGAUCGCGCCAAGAAUAUGCAAGCUCAAGAGCAGAUGCGGGUCAGGAAUCUAGAAGAGGAAUACAUAGAAUAUGCCACACGGAUUGAGAGGGAAGCAUCGUUGUCCGAGCUUAGCGAUUCCGGAUGUUCUCUGUGCCCUAUAUGCAACAAAAAUGAGAUCCGACUGAACGAGGAUGGGUCCAGAGAAGGUCCAAACGUGUGUGUGGAUUGUGAGAAGGUCACGUGUCCCGGAUGUGGGGAGCUCAAUACUAGCUUAACCACCAAGGCUCAGGAAUGGGUGUGUUUUGUCUGUGAAAAGCGACGACGACUGAUAAUGAGCACGGGUCUGUGGUACCAUGGUUACCACCCGGAAGCGGAACUACCCCUAGAACGAGAGUUGGAGGGACAACUGGAUCCCCGCGAAGAGGGCGUGGACCUACAGGGAUACGAGGUACCGGAAGUAGAGGGCGCUGCAGCACUUCCGCUUGGAUACCCGGAAGCUCAUCGGAUCUCCCAAGGUCCUUCACCAAGUUUCAUGGACGGGGCUCGGGCAAUGGAUCAGUCUCUUCACAGUCAGCAUAGUCGUAUGUCUGGUUCCCGGAUGGACAGCUCGGCAGACUCUCUCAGUCUGAAGGACUCUUCAGUCAGUUCCUUUGAGAUUAUACCGGCUAAGCCUUCAAGACUGAAAGGCGUCCUAUUAACUGUAAUGGGGCCAUGCGGUACUGGUGGGGUUAUGACGAAGAGCGACUCCGAUGAGUAUUCAGAUUAUGAGAUGGAGGACAUUUCAGAGAAGCCCCGCACUGAAGGCACAAGCACCGACGACGCCGGGGAUGACUUUUCCUCCAUGAGCACAUCAAUGAGCACCGUAAGUAAUGGCGACAGGGGGCCGAAGCCUCGCCGGAAACACAGGCCCAAAUCACUUAAUCUGUCUCGUUCCCACAGCCUGACGUCAUCAGAUGACGAAGGUGACGGUGAUCAAUCAGAACUGGGCACUAAUCAAGACUCGGAAGAGGUCGGGAGCAUGCGCAGUGAUGACACAGAUGCAGCAUUUGAUUUGGGCAUGCAAGCGAUUCCGGAAAUCCCCGACCGAGAUCACCCCCCACCUCUACAAGGUUUGAUGGUAGGAGAUCCGAAUGAAAAGAACUUAAGUAGCCCAACUCCACCCAGAAGUCCUAGUUGGAGAGAAGGUUUGGAAAGCCCGCCAUUUUCACCCAGAAGGAAGGAUUCCUAUCCUGGUAAAAGAAGAGGGUCACCUGUUUCCCCGAAGGACAAGAGACAUCAUUUCACCUACAAUGAUAUCUCACCCCCCUCCAGACAACUGUCUUUAGACGAUCUAUAUGCAGACGGACAGGGUGUUAAUAUGGACCCACCCCAGCACACGGUAUUGCUAGCACAGAAGCCCUCACCGUUGUCACCAGAAGAGAUAAAAAAUUCAUUGGUCACUACGUUAGGAGAACCUUUAACCUUUGAUAUGUCACCGAGAGAAAAGAAACCCAGUGCUUCCGCCCCUCAGGUACGUCAUUUCGAGGAUACAGAUAGCUUGAGUGACAGUGCUCCUGUGAUGGACCUAGCUACCUACGCUGCAACAAUCGCCAGCAGCACAGCGAGUCUCACAUCAAUGAGCGUGUCUCCUACCAAUUUACGCGUCAACACAUCCAGCUAUGACUCGGAACAGGUCUCCCCAGAAUCCAUGGAUAGUGCUGAAUCGCCAACCUCACCGGUCUCCCCGGGCUAUUACGACAAUGCAACAACCCCAGAGGAAGAGGUAGAAUUGGCAGAUCCUUCUACGAAGGCUAUUGAUUAUCAGGGAAGUAAAAGACAGAAGGCGAGGCCUCCUACUACGGAUUGGUCCCCUGUCAUAGACCUCUCUCCAAUCCUGGACGUGUCUCCGUCAGUAGAAGAGGCCGAACAAGAAGACAUGUUAGCCAAACAGAUGGAGGAAUUAGAGCGACAGAGGUCCAGGGAAGAAGAACUGGAUGAGGCUGACGAAGAAGCUGAGGAGCUGGUUUGUGGUAUUGGUGCUGCCGCGGUAGUACUUCCUGUGGAUGAGGAAGAAGAGGAUUUUACUUACACGGGUUUAAAGAGAUAUACCAUCAUGGAGAAUAUUAGCAUCAUUGACGGGAAUGGACAGCCAGUGAUUGCUGCGAACCACCAAGACGAGAAUGGCAAUGGAAACUAUGAUGAUGGGGACGGAGGAGAGACAUGUCCUUCUAAAGAGGAUUUCCCUGUAAUGGAUUGCACAAGUCUUGCCCAGCCAGUGCCUGCUUCAAGGACAACCAUUACAUAUUCCAAGCCUGGAAUAGGGAGUGAAAUUGGUCAGGUUAAAACAGUCAGUUCUUCACGACCACAAGUUGAAAACAGUACCACAAGUGAAAUUAGGAAAAUAAGCGAGGAUCUGCAAAAUAUGCUCAAAACAGGAGCAGCAAAUGUGAAACCGAUACCACCACCGAAGCCAAGGAGAAAGCUUCCAGAUCCUACUCCAGAGAUCAUGGCAUCUCAAAAACCAUCUGCUGGGAAGCCAGUGCCACCACAAAAACCAUUGAUACUACCACCAACUGCCAGUAAUCUGGCCCUGGUUGAUAAAAGUGUAUCCAGUUCUCAGGAAUCGCUAAAAAGCACAAGCACAUCAAAUGGCAGAACGCUCCCUCGACAAGACUCUACUGAAAAAAGAAAGGCAAAGGAUCUUAAGGCCAAACCUAAUCCCCUCCUUAUUCAACACAUAGAGUCAGAGGAACAAUCCGUCUCACCUCAAUAUAAGGUGCUUGAUUCCCCACCCACACCGGAACAGAAAACCUCAAUAAAACGCGAGUUCUCGGAGAGCACUUCUGUGUCCCCCUCGUCCUCUCCCGAUCACGAACUGUACACAUUCCCCUCCCCAGUAACUCCCCCUGAUUCGGACUCCUCCCCUCCCAAACCCCAUUCCCCCUCCUCCACGGGCACUGACCUAGACGAAGAACUGGCUGGGCAAAAACCAACAAGGACGAUUUCCUAUGGAAGUAGUUUAAGCGAUUUGUGCAACCAGAAUAUACCUGAUCCACUGGAAGUACCGGAAGUAACAGAAGGCGCAUGUGCAGCUCCACUUCAGGCUCCACGGGAAGUUUCUCCACAAGAGCCACGUGUGCCGGAAGUAGUGGCAGAGGUGGAGGAACCUCGCCCAAGUAUUCGUGAUAAGCUAAAAUAUUUUGAGGAGAUAGCAGCUCGCCCUAAGGAACCCCCUAAGAUAGAGCCUAAGAAAGAGCCGAAAGAGUUGAAGAGGGAACCAAAAGAGCCAAAGAAGGAACCAAAAGAACCGAAGAAGGAACCAAAAGAGCCAAAGAAGGAAUUUAAGGAACCUAAGAAGGAACCUAAAGAGCCGAAGAAAGAACCUAAGGAACCUAAAAAAGAACCAAAAGAGCCGAAGAAAGAACCUAAAGAAAAGAAAGACCCGAAAAAGGUGAGGAGGAAACUGCCACCAAUCCCAACGAACGAGGAGCCAGUACUUACACCCAAAGCCAAACUGAAGGGGACCAAACAAGUUUCCCCCAAACCACGCCAAGAACCACAGAAACCUCCCAAACCACCAAAGCCUUCACCGGAUCACAGAAAGUACUCCUCCCAAAGUGAUGACUCAAUGAAUGAAGAUGAUUUGGAAGUGGCCAGAAUAAAUAGAAUUCCAGAGAAGAAGGUGCUUUCAUCAGUUGGCAAGGCUAAGAGCUUUGACAUUAGUGAGAGAAUGUUGCAGGAGAAGAGGGAUACCUUAGUCUCCACUCAGAUGAAGCUGCAGAGAGCAGGUUCCUUGGGUACCAGUAUUCUUCCCAAGGAUGAAACUGAUGCAAUAAUUGACUCUUUGAUUAAUAUCUAUGGCAUUCCGUGUACAGAGGCUAUGAUUUCUUUGAAGAAAAGGUUGCAGGAGGAGCUGAGAAGAGUUACUUUGGAUAGGAAACGAAAACUAGAGGAACUGGAAGAGAUACGGGCUCUACAGAUGCAGAUAGGUGCGCUAAAGCUAGAAACUGAAUUGAUUCAGAGACAGGCAUACCUAGCCAGAAAUGGAAAGUUACCUCCAGCUACUACUCAACUGGAACAAGACUCAAGGAGGAGAGGAUUGUCACCUUCGACGUCCUUGACCCCUAGGUCAUCUCCUCAGGUCACGCCUAGAAGGCAGAGACAUAAACGGCAGUCCUCGGAUCCCAUGAUAGCUAAGUUUAGUCCUAUUAAAGAGGACAAAGACAUUGAGGCUGAUUUCCAGGCUAAAAUGAGUGACAGUGCAGAUGCGCGCCAGAGUUCGAAGUAUUCGACGGAUGAUAGUUCGCUCUCUGGUCUCAGUGACACUGAAAGUACCAGAUCCGAGCCCGUGUCUAAUGCAAGAUACAAAAAAAUUAAACCAUCAGCUUAUGCACGAAUGUUUUAUACAGGCAAAACUAACUCCAGUGAAAGAUUGCAGCCUGACCAGGGACAAUUUAAUGGUCAAAUGCCAAUGUCGGUAAGUAGGUCAGAAAGCCAGCUGCCAGGAAGUUCAAGGUCGGGGUCAAGGUCAGGCUCAAGGACGCCUACCUAUUAUUCGGAUGAUGACGAAGGUAAAAUCAAGGAAGAAAAGAAGGCUCGGUUGCAAUACGAGAUUGAUAAACGCAAGAGACAAUUAGAGGAAACUGCUAGGUUGAAAACAGAACUGUUAAAGUUAGCCCGAGCGCGGCAGUCAAUGGCCCACAGCUAUGAUGACAUACCAGCUCGCUACGGUUCCUCCCCGUAUGGUCCUCAAAGACCUAUACCAACCGGUAUCAUCCGGCCGCUAGACGACGAGUCCCGUUACGACAGAGAUGACAUGGAUCCAUACCGGGAUCCACAGGACAGGCGGUCGGGUUACCACUCCAACUACAGCUCAACGGAGUAUCUGGCUCAUAAACAAGAGACGUCUCGCCGACAUCGUUCCGACGACACAGGCAUCUAUCAAAAUUACAGCGACUACGCCGACCCGACGACGUUCUCCCCACCAUCCACACUCACUCGGAGAAUGGAUUCGUACCCCUCUGUUGCUGCAAGGGAGAACACUGUCCAAGUGAGCUCCAGGGAUGCUAGGCUGUCUAGCAGUGUAACUCUACCUGAUAUGUAUUCUAAUAGGGCUGAUUUAGAUUUUGUUCCCACCAGGGAUUCUGUGUCUUACAACACCUUCUCUGACGCUGAGAGUCCGGCCAGCGACUACACACCCGCAAUGCCACUGCUAGAUGACGUCACAGCCAAGUCCAGGAAGAUCAUCCAUGACAUAGGAACCGGAAGUAGACCCGUGUCGGCCGAGUUCAACUUCCCUGGAGGGGUAGAAGACCUGAUGAACGCCGUCUACCGGACAGAGAGUGACAAUAGCGUGGACGCAGAUGAACCAAUUAUGAAGCAUAUGACAGAAGGGGGCGUUACCAUCCUCAAGCAGCUCGACAGGAGAAGGAAGCCACCACCCCCGGAACCCAUCAAGUACAACUUCCCCACCAAGCGGAUCCUGGUGACACGUGACCCCAAGGAUCGGUGUGUGACAGGUAGGAAAGGCAACGGAAUUGGAAUGAAGAUUGUUGGCGGUAAGCAGAUACCUGGAACCAAUCAGAUUGGAGCAUUUGUGACGUCAAUCUACCCUGGCGGAAUAGCAGAGCAGCUUCACGGAGAGCUCGAGAUAGGCGACCAGGUGCUGGAAUGGAACGGGAUCUCCCUAUCGGGCAGGACAUACGAGGAUGUGCAGCAGAUCAUCACCCAGCCCAAUGGAGAGAUCGAGAUGGUAGUCAGACCAUUGUCCAAACACCGAGGCCGACGGGCAAUUCCUGACCACUGCAUGGAGGCCGGAAGCUGUCACUCUUCCUAUGACAAUCUGGACAGCGAGGAAGAACAAGAUUCCCGAUUCGCAUCCCGCCAUGGAGUCGACCCCCGACAACUGGCGGCCCAGCUGGAGGAGAUUCAGGAGACAGGGGGGUUCCCCGAGAACUCCCCCUCCUCUUCCCACCAGGACUUCCUCACCCCAAGCAUGUCUUCGCCUUGUAGCACACCACACUCCGACCCCACCUCCACCCUCCCUGACAGCAGGCAGCGUUCCGCUACCAAUCAUUGUGACAUGGCGUCUUCUCAUGACAGGAUUAAAGUGGUUGACGUAGCGUCUGACGGCUCCCGGCAUCACAGCGACAACGGCAGGACAUCUACACCAUCGGAAAGGAGGAGGAGAGGUCGGGACUCGGAGUCGUCGUCGUCGACGGAGAGACGCCGAGUUGGUGAAAGUGACCAGAGCCCGGCGUCCUCUGAUCGACACAGACUGGACAAGAGGAGAGAACACAGUUCAAGUUCCCGCUCCAGACACCGGUCGGCAAAAGAUUCCCCUGUUCCUGUUCCUCGGGAAAGACACAGAACUAAAGAUGGAGUCGACAGGUCCCCAUCUUCAGAUCGGCUGAAGGUUUCCCGUGGGUCCGACCCUAAUCUCAAUCGCUCAAACGGACAGCAUUUAUCGGACGAGAGCAGUCGGUCUUCCACCCCCUCUUCCAGACGCAGAUCCCGGGAGAAUGAGUCAACUAGAACAGGUAACCUGCGAGGGGAUUCAGGCGAAUCUGAUCGUAGAUCUUCGAAUGAAAUGUUGAAGCUUGAACCAAUAAGUGCCCCACCUUCCCGUUCCACCUCCAAACGCCGUCUGGCGGGUAAGGGAGACAACUCCACGUCUCCUGACAGACGUCAGUCCAGUCUGCCUGAGACUUCCGCCCCGACCACCUCCUCCGACCGCCAUAGAAGCAAUAGCCACCCAGAGAACCACUCACCCCACUCCCACAAAGGACGCAAACAUCGUGACAAAGAAAAAGAAAAGGAGAAAGAGAAAGAAAAGACGAGUCUUCACCAUCAAACAACGGAAUUGGUGACAUCCAGCUCCAAAUAAGUCAAGAUGACUUCGACAACACGCUCAACGUGCACGUCAUCCAGUCCCGCAAUCUAAGACCACGUGACAUCAAUGGCCUAUCAGAUCCAUUCGUCAAA
Haliotis rubra (blacklip abalone) is the source of this 8203-nucleotide messenger RNA. Its product is annotated as protein piccolo-like. The record is from RefSeq and is a predicted model, not a curated record. Gene Ontology annotation, molecular function: structural constituent of presynaptic active zone; small GTPase binding. Gene Ontology annotation, cellular component: glutamatergic synapse; cytoskeleton of presynaptic active zone; axon. Gene Ontology annotation, biological process: intracellular protein transport; protein localization to synapse; presynaptic active zone assembly. Lineage: Eukaryota; Metazoa; Mollusca; Gastropoda; Lepetellida; Haliotidae.